UAUAGAUUUAGCAAGUUCUAUUACUGCAUCCAUUCUGUUUUCUGCUGUCUUAAUUAGAUUUAUACAUUGAUCUGGUUGUAGGCAUUAAAUUUCCGGUAAACAUUCAGUGUUGGCCAUCUUAUUUCUCUUUUCGUUUUCUUGUGUUUUUAAUUUGUCUUGACAAAGAUUUCUCUUAAUCAUGUUGUAUUUUAAUGUGCUAUGAUGUCAAGGUAUGUGCAGUUCUGCCAUCGGUAUGACAGUUCCUUCAUUCUUGGUCAAACGAUGUUAGACGGUGUUAAAGGAAUACUAUACUGCAGAAGGAUUUACCCCAUGUGUUAGAAUAAAUCAUGUUGUAGAAAUGUCGUGUUAUAUAUGGGGACUACCUAUAUAUAAAAGAUACCAAAGUGGAUUUUGCACUGAAUAUAUGGUUCCAGUUCUAAAGCAAAGGACUGAAAGAGAAGAUUUCUGAAAAAGAGAGUACAUGUACUCUGUUGCUACAUCUCCUGAUGUACUUACUGGUCAUUUUACAUUUUGAGGGUGAUAGGAUAUAUUUUGAUUUUUCUUAUAACAUACUUGAUUAAGCUUAAGUGUAUCAGGAUACUUGUAAUUGAGAAAAGGAGUGUUCAUUAGAUAAUGGGCUGCCUGUGUUAGUAGCAGAAAUUUAAAAUUAGGCAAGAAUCAGCCUUAUGUUAGUUUUUUUUUAAUAAAAUCAAAUUAGAACUCCUCCAAUUUUUAAAUUUUAAAUUUAAAUGCCAUUAUUCAAUAUACUAGUUACUGAGUGAGCUAUUGAAUUUUUAUUCUUCUUUUUUUGAAUAAAACAAUUUCAACAGUUUUCUAAAGAUAAUAGCAAAAUUGUGAUAUCUUUUAAAUCUUUGUAAAGUUUUCUGUUUGAAUCUUUUAUUAUUUUUGAUUAUGUGUAAUUUUUUUUAAUUGUACGCUUUUUGGCUUAGUGAAGUGCAUGCAGGUCACUUACUAAGCAAAUUCUUUCAAUUUAUUUUCUACUCACAGCUGCUGCCGAUUUUAUUUUAUAUUGAAUAUUUUUUAUACUUCAGAUGUAUCUUGUGUAAAUAAUUUUGCAAUAUUAUGUUAAUAAGCUUCAUAUUCUUUUCCCCUCCCAAGGAAUGGUAUUUAAAAUUUGUGAAGGAGGAGUGCUAUAGUCAUAGAUCCCCUGCAAAAGAAUGUGCUCAUCUAUUAAGUCAACUAAAAUUUGAAGAUAUAACUGCCAUUAUGUCAUCAAAAGAAUUCCAGCUGCCUAUAUUAGAACAAUGUUUGAUUUUAGGAGCAAAAUGUAUUGCGACUUCAGAAAAAUAUAAAUCUUCAAAAUCAGAUGAUCCAUUUGUUGGUGUUACAGAAAGUGCUGGAAGUAUUUUAUAUCGUUCUGCUCAGAGCACUUUGUUGCAACAUUUAACUGAUUUUAUGGCACUUUUACCGAGGACAUCAAAAUUCCAGAAUCGCUUGUAUAAGUUAUUUUCUGACAAGUCAUUUUGGGAACUGCUUUUCGUUCUCGUAUCUACUACUACUUGUUAUUUAAAAACUCUUCACUUCAUACCUGCAAGAAAUAUCCCAUAUGAUUCAUUGGACGAUAUUGCAAUUCUGAGUAUUGUGAGCUGUGAGGCUGUUGUUUUCAUUAUUCAGUCAGCGAAAUCUCUGUCAUCAGAAAUGUUGAAGCUAACAUUACUUAUGCUUGACGAAUGCUUGAAAAAUGCAGAACUGUCAGCUGUCAUAGGCUCAGAGAAAAAUAUGUCAUGGAUAUGCUCAGCUAUAUUUGCAGUUCAUCUAUUGGUAAAAUACUUGCAGCAAGAUAAGGAAUAUCCUAUGGUAGUAUACCCUUUCAAUUUAGAGGAUUGCUCAUUAACACAUGAACAAUGCCUGGCUCGUAAAGCAUGUAUUCAUAUAGUUGAAUUGAUCAGCUGGUUGGAAAGUUACAGACAGUUCCAGUUACAGAUCUCCGAACAUUUGUUUUGUCCUAUAAAAAGUGUUAUUCAAGGAAUGGCACGACUGCCAAUAAUUAACAGCUUUGCUCGAACACCACCCAUUUUGUGGCAGCUAAGAUGGUGUCCUGAAUUUUGUGGUAGUCUUAAAACUUCUGUUCCACCUCCUCCAGGUGAAUAUUUGCAAGACAGAGAUGUUUUGAAGCAGUAUAUUUAUAGGAUAAAUCUUCUUGGGUGGACAUCGAGGCAACAAUUUGAAGAAACUUGGAUGGCAUUACUAGGGGUUCUCAGUGCAACUCCUGUUGAUGAUGUAGAUGGCAAAGAAGAGGAUCAAGAAAGAAUUAGGACUAGUUGUUUAGCUGUUAAAAGCAUUACAUCACUUCUUCUCCAAACUCUUUUGUUGCCACAACCUGGAAACCCUCAGAACAGUACUUAUUUAAAGCAACCCAGAGAUAAGCCCUUGGCUUUUCAGCAUACAAAAUGUGGGAAGAAGCUCAUGUGUGUUAGACUGCCCAUUCAUAUUGCACUUCAAAAUAUUCUUCAGUUUGAAAGGUAGUAUUGUUUUCAAUGUGUUAUAUGAGGUAAUUUUAUCUUUGAAUU
Molecule: messenger RNA, 2510 nt
Organism: Stegodyphus dumicola
Lineage: Eukaryota; Metazoa; Arthropoda; Arachnida; Araneae; Eresidae
Gene: htt
Product: huntingtin
Cellular component (GO): cytoplasm; nucleus
Source: RefSeq, a predicted model, not a curated record